AUGGCGAGAAAGGAAACGGAUGCAAAUCGAGAAAGCAAAGAGCUGCACUCUCAAGAUGACGCCGAUUCCGCACGUGAUGAAAAAGAGAGAGGGGUUGAGGCAAAAACUGCAAAAUCUCCAGUUAAGAUGAGGCAAAAUAAGGGGAAAAACCUACAAAAAGGCCCAGCUGAAAAACGACGGUCCAUGGAAGCACAGGAAGAAUCUCGAGAUAAAGAAGCGAAAACUGCGACGGCUCAGAAGAAGGAUCUGAAAUCCCCGGCCACACCAAAAAUUCCAAGUCCAAAUCCAAGUUCCAACAAAGGAAACAAACAGAGCAGGGAGAAAAAUGAGUCGAGUGCUGAUAAACUGAGUGGACGAGGGAUUAGAGCAAAGGUAUUCACUGAGUUUCUAAAGAGACGCAGAGAAACGAGAGCGCUCUCGUUUCUCUGCGUCUUUCGAAAAUGCAAAAAUGGAUAUAACUCGCGCUGGGAAAGACCUAGAAAACUGAAGAAACCAUCUUGCGAAGCCGACGUUAAGGAGUCUUCCUCAUCACCUCCGAAAACCGACGCUCAGAAAGAAGUCGUCAAAGAAUCAUCAUCUACUUAUGGCUCCUCGUGGCACAGUGCUCGUCCUCAAACUACAAAAAAAGAUUUUCAAACUCUGGAAGAGCAUAUCUGCAAAAUGCCCAAUUUUCAUGGAUACAUUUGUAGAGAAGACGUGACAAUUUUGUUGAAAAAUUCGGGUGAUUGGCUGGUACGUCUUUCGGUUCAACCGUGUAAGGAGAAUGAGAAAAAGGCAUCGAAAGGAGCCAAAAGUGUGGAAAGAGGAUCGAAGGCGAGAGGGUCCAAGAAUCGGUCAAAGGACAAUAACAAGGUUUUUGUGAUUUCGGUUCAUAGUAGGAAAGCAGUGUCUCCUGGAAAAUCGAGUUGUCGAAAUCUGGUAAUCAAAACCAACGAUGGGAAAUUCUCAAUCGAUUCCAUAAAAUGGUUUAUGAAAGUUGCGGAUUUCUUUUCAUACUACCAGGGCACAGUAGCCACUUACAAAGAAUCCGAAUUCCAACUCCUCCAUCCGUGUCAUCUCUCUGUUUGGGAAUUCCAUCAAGACGACAUUGAACUAAUGUCCAAGAAACUUGGAGAAGGUGCAUUUGGAGAUGUUCGAGUCGGAAGAAUGACUACAAAAGAUCCAAAAAAGACUGUUGCAGUUGUUGACGUGGCAGUGAAGAUGUUGAAGAAUUCGUUAGAAUCAAUUACAAGAGAUCAAGUGGAUGAGUUACUUCAUGAGGCUAGAGUUAUGAGACGUCUAGAUCAUCCAAAUGUUUUGAGGACUUAUGGAGUCUCGGUCCUUCGUGAACCAUUGUAUCUGAUGAAUGAGUUGUGUGCGAAUGGCGCUCUUCGUGAAUAUCUAAAAGAGAAUCACAAAACGAUAACGAUUUCUGACAAGCUGAAUUUCGUUCUUGGAGCUGCUCGUGGUGUUGCAUAUCUUCACUCCCAACGGAUUAUUCAUCGAGAUUUGGCAGUGAGAAAUGUGUUUCUUACUGAGAACAUGACGCCAAAAGUUUCUGAUUUCGGACUAGCGAAACUAACGGAUCGUUACGAAAUGAAGGAGCAUUGCAAGAUUCCGGUUCGAUAUUUGGCCCCAGAGACCUUAGAGCUGUUUGUGUUCACACCGAAAACCGACGUCUUCUCAUUUGGAUGCGUCAUUUGGGAGAUUUUUGAGAAUGGACAGCAACCGCAUGACGGGAAAAAUGCACAAACGAUUCGGGCUCAGAUCAAAAAUCGAAACAUUGAUUUUCUGCAGGUCAAGAAGAGAGAAUUUCUAAAAUUGUCGAGUUCGGCACCAGAUUCACUUCGAAAAUAUGUGGCUGAAAAGGUUUUUGUUCCGGAUCCAGAGAAUCGAUGUUCAAUGACAGGGAUUGUUCAAUGUGUGGAAAAAGUUGAAAAAUCGGCUAAAUGA
This is a messenger RNA of Caenorhabditis briggsae, 1932 nucleotides long. NCBI's taxonomy places the organism in Eukaryota, Metazoa, Nematoda, Chromadorea, Rhabditida, Rhabditidae. The record is from RefSeq and is a predicted model, not a curated record. Gene Ontology annotation, molecular function: protein tyrosine kinase activity; ATP binding. Gene Ontology annotation, biological process: protein phosphorylation. Bases 1 to 1932 code for a protein of 643 amino acids. The transcript has 9 exons.